This is a messenger RNA of Onychostoma macrolepis, 5001 nucleotides long. It is a transcript of the gene disp2, whose product is annotated as dispatched homolog 2 (Drosophila). The transcript is spliced from 8 exons. The coding region runs from base 180 to 4628 and encodes 1482 amino acids. The record is from RefSeq and is a predicted model, not a curated record. Lineage: Eukaryota; Metazoa; Chordata; Actinopteri; Cypriniformes; Cyprinidae.
CCCUCGGGUGAACAGCGCGCGCUCAACUCACUGUCAACACCUCAAAUCGCAGCGCCAGAUGAAGCAGCCUCCAUACAUUCACUAACACAGGCUUUGCCUUGCCUAAAACCUGCUUCGACUGCAUUCUGCACAGAAUUACACAUUCGAUAGCGACAGUCGGAAAUUACAUUCACUAAAGCAUGGCUACCGUGUCCAUUUCUAGAGAGCGCGAUGAUGCUGAAAUCUCAGAUUCAUCCACGACAGAGGGACCUUCUCAGGAAGCACCUCAGAGUGAGAUCCCUGAGGUUUCGCUGUGUCCUCCAGACAGUGACAGCACAGAAUCUCAGAUGUGUCCGGUCAAGAUAGAGGAGAACCAAUCCGACAGCAGCAGUCCGUUCAAGUCUCACUCCUCUACUCAGCUCCACCGUCAAGUAUCGCAGGGCUCUGGCUAUCAUUCACCACAAAGCAAACGAUGCCCCUGCUGUGGCCACCAGCAGUCGAAUCAAAGCAAUGUCUGUCCAGGUCAAAUGAAUGCUUACCAUCAGGCAGACUGUUCAGCCAGUCCUGUUAAGACUGUCCAUAGCUGCAGUCCAUCACGCCACAAUAAAACACAGUGCCAUUGGCUUCAUGAAUCUCACGAUGGCAGUAACCACAAGCCUGUACAGCGUCACAUGGUGACAGUGAGUAGGAAUGAAGGCUUGCAUAGGAUACCAAGGAGCUAUUCCCAGGUCAUAGUUGAGUACCCGAUGACUGUACUCAUCUCAUGUAUGGUAGUUCUGUUUGCCUGUUCCCUUGCUGGGAUUUUGACUGGUCCUCUGCCAGACUUCUCUGACCCUUUGUUGGGAUUUGAACCUCGUGGAACAGACAUAAGUAUCCGGCUAGCAACGUGGAUGAGGUUACAGCAAAACACGGGACCUGGAAAAACACUGUCCCCAUUUCCAUGGCAACUCACAGAAAGAAUAGCAGGAGAAGACACAGUUAGAUCUGAACAGAAGUCAAGAGAACGAUCAAGGAGAAUGUUGCACAGAGAUUACACUGAGCAUAACUUUUUUUGUAAUGCCCCAGGAGAGCGCUAUGCUCAGCUGGUCUUCCGCUCUGGAAACUCUGCCAGUCUCUGGAGUCUAAAGGCAAUUUACUCCAUGUGCCAGAUGGAACAGUCACAGAUCCGUUCUGGGGCAAAAUUUGAUAAGUUUUGCCAGGUCAGAUCAGAGUUAUACGGAUCCAUGGUGAAGGAUAAUUGCUGUCCAAGUUGGUCUCUGGGAAACUACUUGGCUCUUCUUAACAACGUUUCUUCCUGCUUUAGUCUGACUGCACAGCAGGUAUCUGAAAGCCUUAGCCUCCUCAGAUUCUGUGCCCCUUACUACCAUGAUGGAAGCCUGGUUGCAUCAUGUACUGAAAGGAGUAAAUUUGGCCGCUGUGCAUCCGUUCCACACCGCUGUAAACUGUCAAGCAUCUUCCAGAUUCUCCAUUACCUUGUGGACAAAGACUUCCUGGGGCCACAGACUGUUGAAUACAAGGUUCCGUCCCUAAAAUAUAGCAUUGUAUUUCUACCAGUGGAAAAAGGAGAUCCACUAAUGAAAAUUUAUUUGGACCAUUUAGAGGGUCAUGAACUCACAUACAAUAACACCACCAUAACAGGAAUGGAUUUGGGAAUUAAACAAAAACUAUUCAAGUAUUACUUGGCACGGGACUCUGUCUAUCCUGUUCUUGCAGCUCUUUCACUUUUGUUCACAAUUGGAUUAUAUCUCAAAUCACUAUUUAUAGCAGCAAUGUCACUAGUUGCGGUCAUAUUAUCACUUUCCACCUCAUAUUUUUUCUACAAAGUUGCAUUUCGCUUGACAUUUUUUCCACUCCUCAAUCUUGCAUCAGUCUUUGUGCUUUUGGGAAGCUGUCUGAAUCAAGCCCUGACUUUUGUUGAUUUCUGGAAACUGCAGCUGAGCCAUAAUCCUCCAGCUGUCCCUGAAAAGAGAAUGAACCGGGUUUUACAGGAAAUAGGAUACUUGAUAUUAGUGUCGGGUCUGACAUCUAGCAUCACGUUUUACUCAGGCUACAUAAGCAGCAUCACCACCGUGAGAUGCUACGCUGUAUAUCUUGGCAGUGCCUCAUUAAUCAACACAUUAUUUGCUCUUGUUUGGCUUCCGUGCACCCUCAUUUUGCAAGAACGCUAUGCUGUGCUGUCUUCAAACCCUGUCGCGAAGGCAGCUUGGAAGCCCUGCUGCUCCAAAAAUACAGGUGGAUUCUGGGAGACAAGUUCAAGAAAGCGCUGUCUGUUUACCUUGAGACAGAAGCUUCGGACAUUAGGGCGAGGGUUUUCGGACACAUCUAACCUGCUUUUUUUAAAGAUCCUGCCUUGUGGAGUGGUGAAAUUCCGAUAUAUAUGGAUCUGCUGGUUUGCAGUGCUUGCAGCCGGUGGAACGUACAUAUCAUGCAUAGACCCUGGCAUGAAACUGCCAACUUCAGACAGCAGAACAACUCAGCUGUUCCGCUCCAGUCAUCCCUUUGAGAGAUAUGAUGCUGAAUAUCGCCACCAGUUCAUGUUUGAGCGAAUGAAACAGGGUGAAGAUGAACCCAUGACACUGACUCUAAUUUGGGGCGUCAUUCCAUCAGAUGAUGGUGACCACUUCGAUCCAAAAAGUAAUGGAUCUUUAGCUCUUGAUCCAGGAUUUAAUAUGAGCAGUCCCCAAGCCCAGCUGUGGUUGCGGGAUCUGUGUGGAAAAAUUCAAAAUCAGAGCUUCUAUUCUCCAUUAUCAGCUGACCAAGAAACAGUAGAAGACAAUGUGUGUUUUGUGGAACAAUUGAUUCACUGGGUUUCUAUACGUCGCUGUUCCGAAAGUGAGGACGCGUUUAGCUUCUGCUGCAAUAAUAUUCCCUUUCCUUACCCGCCAAGUGUUUUCGAGCAGUGCCUUAGCAUGAUGGAGGCAGAGAAGCAUGCAGAAGGGCACUCACCCAGUGCCGGAGGCCUAAGGUUUGACUCAGAGGGUCGAAUCACUGCCCUUGUUGUAAUAUUCAAGACUGUGCAACUUUAUAGCUUCAACUUCAGCAGAAUGUCUCAGUUCUACCGAGAGAUCUUAUCAUGGUUUAAUGGGGAAAUCUCCAAGGCUCCAGUGGGACUGCAGAAAGGUUGGUUUGUAAGUCAACUAGGAUUAUAUGACCUCCAGCAAUGCCUAAGUUCAGAGACUUUGGAGGUGGCAGGCUUUUCAGUAGCUCUCACAUUUGCACUACUCUUACUGACGACAUGGAAUAUUCCAUUAAGUGUCUACGUGUCCGUUGCGGUGGGAGGAAGUGUGUUUGCUACUGUUGGCCUCCUUGUGCUUUUAGAAUGGCAGUUAAAUGGUGUGGAAGCACUCUUCAUUUCAGCAGCUGCAGGCCUUUCUGUUGACUUUGUGGCCAAUUAUUGCAUUUCAUACAGCCUGGCCCCACACAAUGACCGACUGGGCAGGGUUGCACAUUCCCUGAAGAGAAUGGGUUGCCCGGUAGCUACUGGUGCUGGGGCGUAUUUUUGCGUGGGUAUUAUUAUGCUACCCGCAACUGCAUUGCUUUUUAGAAAGCUUGGGAUAUUUCUUUUGCUUGUGAAGUGCGUUGCAUGCGGCUUUGCCACUUUCUUCUUCCAGUCGCUGUGCUGCUUCUUUGGACCCCAGAAGAACUGCGGGAGAAUAACCCUACCUUGCGUUACAAAGCAAGCCACUGAAAAUAUACUGUCGUCCUGUUCGGCUACAGAACCUGGGACCACCAAUCCGGCAGCUAAUGGGGCAUUUGGCUGUGGCACGGGUUCUCGGGUUCGAAGAAGUUGUAAUAAAGAAAGCGAAGGCUUUCUUUGCCCCAAUCAGCAACACCAUAGAAAGCGGCAACCAGUCGGUGGAAGGGAGCCAGAACAGUAUGAACUGCAGCCACUUGCUUGCCAACUGAGCGACAGUUUUGAGAAUAGCACUUGCACCAGCAAGCUGUCCAACAGGCCUUCUGUCCUUUCUGAUGACAUUCAGUUCUGUGGCCUUAGUCCAAGGCGAGACUAUGAUCGAGUCAGCAUUGAGGCUGACAGCGCAGAAAUGUGUAGCAGGCACCUUAAAGGUUGCAACCCACCUCCAGCACUCCAGACCUCAUCUCCGUACAAAGAGAACAUGUUGCGUCCUGUGGUUGCCCCUUCACAAGAUGCAUCUAAGGAGAAGGUUUUGUGCAAGAAAUGUCGAGACCAGUCGAGCGGCGGCCUUCAACUUUGGAACGUGUCUUUGUCGUCUUCCUCUAGCAUGGAAGAGAUCACGAUCACUCAGACUACAGACACUGUCAAUGAAAGGUCACUUUCAAUAGAUGAAGCCACAAGCUGUCAUCUACACAAACGGCUUUUCUCAUGUCAGUCUCAGAGCUCCAUGGAGGGACUCGAAGACUCCAAUGAGACCUGCUUAAGUGAGGUAGAACCUGCUAUCUUAGUCCCUCAAGCUGUUAAGAUAGAAGAGGAGUUACAACCUGGCCACCUAAAUGGCAAGAGGGACACUUUACGUCUGUCCUUGAAGGAGACUGUAUAUGACCUUGCCUCCCCGGGGUCUGGCAGGUUGAGGACAACACAAAGUGAUGUGCCAGUGAUACUGCCCAACAGCAAACCUGAUAUGCCCGAUGUAUGGAUAAAAAGGGAGGGAAAAGGUGAAGGUGGCAGCUGAUCAAUAUUGUCAACACACUGAGCAAAUCUAAACAACCACAGCAUGGCCAGUACUUUAUAUGGUGGGCUUAACUUUUAUACUCAGCAGCAUAUUAUUACUUUUCUGAAUCUGUCUGCAAAUGCAUACCAGAUAAAAAAAAGACCAGUUAAUUGUUUGGAACUAUACACAGUGCUUAUAAAAAAUUGAAGAGGACUGUUUUUUUUAGCAUGAUUCCUUGCAUGUCAUGUAAAUAUACACUGAAUGUGCACCCACAAUAGCCUUUGAAAAAGCCUAUCAUCAGGGGCCUUGAACUGCAAACUUACUAACACUUAAUUGUGCCUGAUCUUUUAAACAACCAAGCCAUGAGCUUUUUAACUAAACUCCAUAAUUUUGC